AUGGACAAGUCAAUGAUAUUUCUUGUUUUGUUACUUUUUGUUGUAGCGCCACCGUGUUGCUUGGCGGAUCCACCAUCCCCAACACCACAACCGAAGUACACUGUUCAUCUCAAAGACAAAGAUGUUGAAAACCUUGGAUAUCGUUGUGUAUUUCUAGAAGAUUUAAAUGACAACAUACUUCAACCGGGUCAAGAAACUAAAUUGGAAGUAUAUCCGGGUCUUUCUUAUGUUUGCAAUUUCAAGUGGCAAUCAAAAGACAAAUAUGUUAAGGUGUUCGAUGUUGGUUUUAGUAGUGAUUGCGUUGGAGAGUUUGACAAAGAUUGUAUAUGGGAGGCAAGACGCGACGGUUUUUGGUUUUAUAGUCCUAAAGAUGGUUGGUCUAAAAUGUAUGAUUGGUAG
This is a messenger RNA of Lactuca virosa, 399 nucleotides long. The record is from the annotation of a GenBank genome assembly. NCBI's taxonomy places the organism in Eukaryota, Viridiplantae, Streptophyta, Magnoliopsida, Asterales, Asteraceae.